Molecule: messenger RNA, 1203 nt
Organism: Geodia barretti
Lineage: Eukaryota; Metazoa; Porifera; Demospongiae; Tetractinellida; Geodiidae
Source: the annotation of a GenBank genome assembly
CCCGAGGAAAUCAAGCGUUGGAUAAAGUUUUUCCCCAUAUGUAUAUAACUUUUUAUAUGAAGUUUGAUGCAUUCCAGUGUAAUGUGGACAGCGUAUUUUUCCUGUGCAUUUUACACAAAAACAAGGCAACCUUGAAUGGCAAAGUCCGUGAUUUCCUUCAAAUCAAAUUUUGACUGGACUUCAUGUGAGUAUCACUGCCAGCCCUAACAUUUUGCUAUUUCAAGCAUUUGUUUUGGUACAUACACAUUGUCUGGUGUAGCCACACCCUCCCCCUUUGUACUUUUGAAACCCUCUCUUCGUUUUGUCUGUUUUUGUGUGGAAAAUGCCGGGUGGUUGCAUAACCGAAGCAUAUCUGGCUGGGCAGUGAAAAAAAACAGACAAUGUUGGGCAUUUGGACAGGGUAGGUAUACGUACGGGGGUGGUUAUACUUGGUUUAUUAUUAUGUACUCACUAAUACAUGUAUGUCUCAACAACUUGGUAGCGAGGUAGAAAGGCAAAGCAAAAGCAUUUAACAAGUCAACUAACGCAGGACAGCUCUUUAAAGAAGAAGAGCUGCCAAUAUGUAUGUCAAUGUAUGUCAUUGUUCUCAGGCAGUCCAUCAAUCGGCAUUGGGUUAUAACUUCCCUCUUAACCAAAGUCUCCACCAGGCCAGAGGAGUCAAGGUGUGUGUGAUGGACACGUCCGCAGACACUAGCACCGAUGACCAGCAGAAGAAGGAAACUAGAAGUGGUGGCAAGCCCAAGACAAAACUCUCUAGUGGGCCACCGUUCUCAUUAAAGAAAUGGAAUGCUGUUGCUAUGUGGCAGUGGGACGUUGAGUGUGACACUUGCGCCAUCUGUAGAGUACAAGUUAUGGACGCCUGCUUGAGAUGCCAAACAGAGGGAAAACAAGAGGAGUGUGUAGUUGUUUGGGGAGAAUGCAACCACUCUUUCCACAAUUGCUGCAUGCAGCUAUGGAUCAAACAGAACAAUCGCUGCCCACUCUGCCAGCAAGAGUGGGUGGUUCAGCGCUUUGGUAGUUAGGUUAUCUCUGAAUAAACCAUGUACAGUAAUGGUGUGUCAUAUUAAUACACAAGUCUAAUACAAUCCUUUGCAUUCUGUUCCAUCUGUUUCUUGAACAACCUGCAUAGAGACUCAUGAAAAGCACUAAAGUACAAACCCUCGGCCCUAGGAUGCGAGCGUUGAAUAAUUGAUGGUACGGGCC